This is a messenger RNA of Epinephelus moara (kelp grouper), 10363 nucleotides long. RefSeq names its product trichohyalin-like. The record is from RefSeq and is a predicted model, not a curated record. The transcript has 6 exons. Bases 201 to 9455 code for a protein of 3084 amino acids. NCBI's taxonomy places the organism in Eukaryota, Metazoa, Chordata, Actinopteri, Perciformes, Serranidae.
AGCCUGGUUCAUUCCCGCAGAGCUCCACAGGGUUUACCACCGAAGCAGACAUGCAAAUGACUUGAUAAAAUGUUCCUUGUGUUUUAGGACUCUGAGCCUAACGUGAUUUAUUUUGUAUUUUUUGUAAGCGAUUCCAGAUAAAAUAAAGAAAGAAGAUGAGCCUGUGAUCUAAUGGAAAACAACAGUUCUGAAUUUGUAACAUGGAAACAAAUCGACCAGGAGACCAUGUGGGGGCCUUCCUGGAGGAGUUCAGGGAGCAGAUCAUUGCUGGGGUGAGAUCACCCGGAGCCAUCAUACAAGCCUGGAUCUCCCAGCAGCCGACGACCAUCAAUCAAACUUUGACACCACAGGAACAAAUCAGGGAGCUGUUUCGUGUCGUGGAAAAUGGAACAUCACAAUCCAAAGUUUGCUUCUACCAGAUACUUUCGCAGGAGGAACCCGAGCUAAUAGCUGAUUUAGAGCUAAGACAACAGAACAGCAGGACGACCCAAACAGAACAGAAGUGGACAAUGGAAAACAGCAAGCAAUUAGACGACAAACACACAAAAGUCUACAUAAAAACCAAAAGGGAUACUAUUAAAAGACAAAGAGAAUUGACAUGUCAGGUAAUGGGGGAGAUUGAACAACUUUUGGAAAAGACACAAAGAGGGAGAAAGGAAAUUGACUACUUAAAGACAAAUACAGAGCAGCAACAGGAGGACAUUGCCAGGCUGACAGCUGAAAAACAUGAGCAAGACUUACUGAUAAAAAGACUGAGAUUACAGAUAGAAAAUGUUAUUGAGAAACUCGAGGAGAAUAAAAAUGAAGCCGCUCAAGAAAAAAAGCAACUUCUAAAAAUGCAGACUGAAAUAUACCAAGAGAGGGAAGCUCUGGAAAAAAGACGCAAGGAGCUCAUGAAUGAGAGACACAAGUUAGAAAUGGUCAAGUAUGAUAAGACAAAAUCACAAGAAAGCAAGGAACCCCAAAAACCCAUGGAGCAGAUAAAGAGAGAACAGGAGAUAACAGAGAGGCUGAUAGCUGACAGUCUGCAGAGUCUCAUUAAUAAAAGCAAGAAAAUGAUGCUUGAAGCAAAGCAGGAAAAAGAACAAAUGGAGAAAAACAUAGCAGACCUCAAGCAAGAGUUAAAGAGAAAUAAAAAGGAUAUUUCCCAACAUAAAGAUAAAAUUGAGCACAUCAAACUUAUUCUGAAUGUAAGUACCAACACAAUGAAGCAAACAAAAACUCAAAGAGCUGUUGAAAUGCAGAAAGCUGUAGUCCCACAGAUGGAAAGCAGAGAAAGACAGGAAGAAGACGUAGACACAUUUGACACUGUGAAGAUUAAACUCUGCAGAAUCCAGGAAGAGAUGGAGAAACUUUGGGAUGUGCUGGAAGACAGUGAACAACAAGUAGAAGUGACUGUGGGAGAGAAACAGGAGCUAAAGACAGAGAGUGGUCAAAUUGAAGAUGUUACAUCUGACUCCAAAAAGCAAAGACAAGACAAGGAUGGAAGCAUGAAGACAACACAGUGGGAACCAGAGAUAAAGGCUGAUCUGCAGAGGCAAAAACAAGACAUUGAGAACAAGUUGGCACAAAUCCAAUCUGAAAGAGAUGAAAUGCAAAAAACCAAGGCUGAAAUAAAAAUAGAGAAAGAAAACAUAGAAAGAGACAGGCAGUUAGCUAAAGCUGAAAUGAAUGCAAUGAAGUGUGUGAGGGAAAAUAUCGAAAGGCAAAAACAGGAGCUGGAUGACAAGUUACAAAAGACAAAGAAAGAGAUAAGAGAGAUGGAAGUGAUGAGCUCUGAGAUUGAAAUAAAGAAAAAGGACCUAGCAAAAAUGAUUAGAAUGAGCAAGAGAAAAAGGGGAGAGAUCAGCAAGAUGGAGGAGGAGCGUGGACAUGCUAAAGAAGACAUGGAGGAAAGACAAGAUAAGACUGAGGGGCAGGGGAUGGAGUUGAAUGUGGAGAACAGAUCUGAAAAUCAGUUUGAGGAAGACAACAUGGAGACAAGUUCAAAGAAUGAAGUGAACACUGGCAUGAAGAGAGUGAUCCUCGACAUAGAAGAGAUCAGAAAGAUGCUGCGCAGGGUGAGAGAAGAUACAGAGCAAAGCAGGAGGGACUGUACACAGGAAAAGAGCGAAAUCCAAUGGAUGAAUUUUCAAGUAAAAAAAAAGAGACGAGAGCUUGACCAACGGCUGGAGAAGACCAUGAAUGAGAGGGAUGAGUUAGAAAUCAUGAAGGUAAAGAUACAACAACACAGGAAGGAGGUUGAACAAAAACUGGAAGAUACAAUAACUACAAUUCUGACUUUUGGGGAAAUAAAAGCUUGCAUAGAAACAGCUGCUGCAGAGAUGAACACCACCAGGGAGGAGAUAGUCAAAGCCCAAAGGUCGAUGGAUCAGAACAAGGAAGAGGUCAAAAACUACAUGGAUAAGAUGACUUCCAUGAAAGCUCAGCUCAGCAAAUGGACACUGACAGACUCUCCAAUCAAAAAGACUUUUCCAAGGAAAACAUCUAAACUUCAGGAACCACAGAAAGAAACAGAUGGAGAUGCUAUCAAAGAUCAAACAUUUAAAAUUCCAAUAGACAAAGAAGGAGAAGAAGAGGAGAUUACAAAAGAGACCAUGUCUUUGCAGCAAUCUAUAACACCAGAAGACCAGCAUCAAAGAGAAGAAAUAAAAGAACAGGAGAGUACUGAGUCAGAGUACAAACAAACACAAGAGCUCAAUUUUUUUGCCAUGGACGUGAAGAAAGAGCAGAAUGUUUUCUUACAGACGCAGACAGAAAUUCAUGAAGAAACAUUAAUGGAUGAUGAUCAAACAGAAUUACUGAUAAAUGUAACAGAAAUGGAAGAAGUGCAAAAGCAGAUUUCCAAACUCAGAGAGAGAGAGGAGCAAAUGAGGGAGCAAAUAAACAUUGCUAUGGGGAACAUGGAGGGAAACAAUCAAGAGAUUAAAAAGCUCAUUAUGGAAAUAAAUGAGCUGCAGAGCCAAAAACCAGAUUAUGAAAAUGGGUUACAAAUUACAGUCAGAGAAAGCACAGAUGUUUUCAAACAUGAAAUAGUUAAAUAUGAAAUGAGAGUGCGAAAACAGGAGAGUGACAAUCGGGUGAAACAAGAAAUUAUUGAUGAUGUUCAGAAGCAAAAACAAACUCAGGAGUCAAGAGAAAAUAUACUGACACAUACUGAAGAGACAGAUGGACGUUCUGAUAAAAAGGACACAGGAAGUGCUGAUGUACAACAACUUAGGGCAGAGAUUCAUAGAACACGAGAAAUCAUGAAACUAGUAAAACUAGAACUUGAAAAUCAAGCUGAAGAAAGUAAUAUAGACAAAGAGCAUAAGGAUGAAGGCAGUGAACACGAAGGAUUGAUCCAGGACAUGAAACAAUUCCAAGAGCUUUUGAAACUGGUACAAAUUACAAUGAGGCAAAAGCAAAUGCAUCUGAAUGAAGAAAUGAGCAACAUGAAAUCAAUGAAAACUGCAGCAAAAAAACAGAACAGACAGCUGGAUCAGAGGUUAGAAAAAACCUUGAGAGAGAGAGAUGAAUUUGAUAUUUUAAAAAUAAAAAUGCAGAGACAAAUUGAAGUGACUGAGCAGAAGUUGGAGAAAAUUGGCAAAGUUAAAAGCACCAUGGAAAAAAUUGCUGAGAAGACAAGACAGAAAAGUGAAGACGUAGGGAUUAUUAUAAAAAGGACCGAAGUCAAACUGAGACAGUUGGAAGACCUGAGCGAUAAGAUUGAGGCCACAAAACAAGAACUGGAGAACAGCUGUCCUUUAAUAUCCCAGAAAAGAGCUGACAUUGAAAAAAUCAAGACUGAACUCAGGAAGAAAAAGGACAGAGAAUCUGCCUUGGAAAGUCUUGAGAAUGUAAAGGGAGACAUAAAGAAACAUGACAGAGCUGAAACAGAUACGGAAAGGGACAAAAUCCAGAGAAGAAUGGGUAAAGAAUUGGAAGAAAUGGAAAAUGAAAUCUCCAGACUCAGAUCAGAAAAGGAGAAACUGGAAAGGGAUAGAAAACUGACAAUGGAUAACUUGGAUCAGAGAAAGAGUGAAAUUAAACAGCUGAAAAAGGUUGUAAGUGACCAAGUGAAACAAAAGACAGAGAGACAAGAGAUUGAGAUGCUGAAACAACAGAUUCAAGUGGAGAAGGAGAAUGUGAGAAUGGAAAAACAACAAGCUGAGGCAGAAAUGCAUGAGAUGAAACACUUAAGGGAGAGUAUGGAAAGACAAAAACAAGAGCUUGAUGACAAAGUGCAAGCAACCAAAAGAGAAAUAAGAGAAAUGGAGCUGCUGAAGUCAGAGCUAGAAAUAAAGAAAAAAGAAAGUGAAAAGAUAUUUAGAAAAAACAUGCGAAAAAUUGAGAGUGAAAGAAAGUGGAAUAACAUACAAAAAGAAAAGGAGGAAUUAAGGAAAGAGACCAAAAAGAGCAUAAGAGAAGUAGACCAAAGACCUGAAGAAAUUGUGACAGAGAGGGGUGAGUCAGAAAUGUUGGAGAUAAAACUGCAACAGCAGGAGGAGGAGCUGGCUGAAGAGAAGCAGAGAAAUAAAGACCAGACUAUUUUUGUCCAAGUACACAGAAAAAAUGAAAAACAACGUCUGGAAACACAAGCAGUCAGAACCAUCAGCAAGGAAGCUGAAAAGAUGCAUCUAAGCUCAAAAGCCACAGAUUUCAGUUUUGACCUUCAGAACUUGAGACAAAAGAUUCAUGUAAAUUUGGAAAUAAUUAAGAGGGAAAUGGGAAUCGUUGAAAAUGUAAAUGUUCGUUUAGGGAAACAAAGAGAAGGACUCAAAGCAUUAAAAGCCGAGAGUAGGACUGUGAGAGACAACAUGAGUCAAAUAAAAUAUCAGAUAAAGAUGACCUUUGACAAAAUGACAAUACAAGCAAAAGCAGAGAUGGAUGAAAUGGUCCACAUGUGGGAUGAUAUCCAGACAAAAGAACAGGGGCUUGAAAUCAGAUUAGAAGAAGUUAAAAAAGAAAGAAGAGAAAUGGAAGUGUUGAAGUCCGAGUUGGAGAUCAAAAUGAGAGAAAAUCAUGAGAUGAUCCGAAAAGGCAUUAAAAAACAGCAGGAUGCUAAAAACAUAUGGACUGAGAUCAAAGGAGAAAAAGAUGCCCUCAAGAGGGAGACACAGAAGAGGAAGAAAGAGCUUGACAAGCGACUGGAGAGGAUCAUCAGAGAGAGGGAUGAACUGGAGAUCAUGAAACUGAAGAUGCAAAGAGAAAAGGAGAUGAGCGAUGGUAAAAAAGAUCAAAAACGAAGUAAGACAAGAUGGUCCAAUGUGGUCAUUGAAAAGGACGAUGUGAAAGAGCAGUGGCAGCUAAACAUUGUUGAAGAACAUGAAGUUCUUGAAAAAUUGAAGGCAGAGCUGAAGAAAGACAGAGAGGAACUGAACAGAGAAUGUGAAAAGCUGAACAAAGAGAAACUGGACUUGGAGCUGAUGAGGUCUGACAUCCUGAGACAAAGUGACACAUUAAAACAAGCAAUACAAGAUAUGAAAGAGCAAAGAGACAAAUUGGAAAUCACACAGUCGGAGCUACAAAAGAAGAAAGAACAUGCAGACAGUCAGUUUGAUUUGAUAAAUAGAGAGAAAGGCAACAUUAAAGAUCUGACCCUUCAGAUUCAGACUGAAAGAGACCAAGUUGAGAAUGUCAUGAACAUGAUUAUCUUAAAACAAGAAGAACAAGAACUCAAGGACAACGAGCUUAAAGGACAAACACAAGAACUGGAAACUGUUAAGAACAGUGUGCUGGCAGAAAGAGAGGAACUGGAACUUCUGAGAAAACAUCUUAACAAGAGGAAAGAAGAGGCUGAAGCUGCCAUGAACACUAUCAGUGCAGAGAGAGAAAUAGUCAGUCAGAUGAAGAGUAGUGCUGACAUGGACAGACAAAUUCUUGAGGAUGAAAAGAACAAAAUGGAAGGAGAAAGGUCUGAUCUUAAAAUAAGAGAAGAUCAACUCUUGGAUAAAAUGAAAUCAAUGGAAACCCUAAGAGAAAACCUUCAACAGCUGAAAGAAAGGAUGAGUGAAGACAUGAAACACAAACUCAUCAGACUGGAACAAAACAAUGAAGAAGUACUGAAACUGGUCAGUGUUUUGGAGAAAAAACACAAAGCUCUGGAUAAACAGAAAGAAAAUAUGUCAUCUUACAAUGAGAUAUUAGAGAGAGAAAGAGAAGGGUUGAGGAGUACCUUGUCAGAACUUGCCAUUCAGAGACAAGAGAUUGAAAAUCGACUGAAACAAGACGCUUUGUUGGAGACAACACAUCUUGUCGAACUUAAAGCAGAGCUGAAGCAAGACAGAGAGGAUCUGGACAGAGAGCGUGAGAAGAUGGACAAAGAGAAACUGGACUUGGAGCUGAUGAGGUCUGACAUCCUGAAACAAAGUGACACAUUAAAACAAGCAAUACAAGAUAUAAAAGAGCAAAGAGACAAAUUGGAAAUCACACAGUCUGAGCUACAAAAGAAGAAAGAACAUGCAGACAGUCAGUUUGAUGAGAUAAAUAGAGAGAAAGGCAACAUCAAAGAUCUGACCCUUCAGCUUCAGACUGAAAGAGACAAACUUGAGAAUGUCAUGAACAUGAUUAUCUUAAAACAAGAAGAACAAGAACUCAAGGAUGAUGAACUUAAGAGACAAACACAAGAACUGGAAACCAGCAGAAACAAUUUAUUGGCAGAAAAAGAAGAACUUGAACUUUUGCGAAAGGAUCUCAACAAGAAGAAAGAAGAGGUUGAAGCUGCCCUUACCACCAUCGGUGAAGAGAGCGAACAAGUCACUAAAAUGAAGACUGCAUUUUACAGGGAGCGGGCAAUGCUUUCAAAUGACGAGGAAAGAAUGAAAGAACUGUCUGAGCUGAACAUGAAAGCUGAACAGUUAAAUAGUAAAAUGAAAUCCAUGGAAACUCUUAGAGCAAAACUCGAGCGUUUCACUGAAACAACACAAGAAGUUCUAAAAACCAAAAUUGACAGAUUAGCACAACACACUGAAUAUGUGCAAAAACUUUGCAUGAUGUUGGAGCAAAAACAAACAGAAUUUGAAGCAGACCAAAACAAGCUGCCUGAUUUCAUUCAAGAGUUAAAAAGAGAAAAGCAAGGUCUUAUUACUAUGAUAUCAGACAUGCUCCAAAGCAGAUAUGUAACAGAAGAUGAAGGGACGACAAAGCCUGUUUUCGAAAUACGAGAUGGUGGAGAACUUAAGACAGAGAUGAUCCCAGAGAGAGAGGAUCAGAAAAGUGUCCAUGACAUGACUAGCAAAGAGAAACUGGACAUGAUGAAGUAUAUGAACCUACUAGAACGAAACAGACAAGAAAUAGAAAAGAGAAAAGAUGAGCUUCAGAUCACAAUGACUCAGCUAAAAGAUGAGAAAGAACACAUCAGCAGCUUCCUUGAAGAGAUAAACAGAGAAAAAGGCAACAUAAGUGAGACGGUGCAUCAGGUUCAGACAGAGAAGGACAAAGUUCAGAAGGUGAUGAAUAUGAUUGUUUUGAAAGAAAAAGAACUUUAUCUAAAAGAAGCCGACAUCAAGGAGCAAGUACAAGAACUGCAAAACAGCAGAAACAUCGUACUUGCAGAAAGAGAUGAACUGGAACUUUUGAGAAAGGAUCUCAACAAGAAGAAAGAAGAGGUUGAAGCUACCAUGAACACUAUCAGUGAGGAGAGAGAAAAAGUCAAUCAGAUGAAGAGUAGUGCUGACCAGGACAGACCACCGCUUGAGAUUGAAAAGGAAGGAGAAAGGUCUGCGCUGAAAAUAAGAGAAGAUCAACUCUUGGAUAAAAUGAAAUCAAUGGAAACUCUGAGAGAAAAACUUCAACAGCUGAAAGAAAGGAUGAGUGAAGACAUGAAACACAAACUCAUCAGACUGGAACAAAACAAGGAAGAAGUACUGAAACUGGUCAGUGUUUUGGAGCAAAAGCAUGAAGCUCUGGAUAAACAGAAGGAAAAUAUGUCAUCUUACACUGAGAUAUUAGAGAGAGAAAGAGAAGGGUUGAGGAGUUCCUUGUCAGAACUUGCCAUUCAGAGACAAGAGAUUGAAAAUCGACAGAAACAAGACACUUUGUUGGAGACAACACAUCUUGUCGAACUGAAGGCAGAGCUGAAGCAAGACAGAGAGGAUCUGGACAGAAAGUGUGAGAAGAUGAUCAAAGAGAAACUGGACUUGGAGCUGAUGAGGUCUGACAUCCUGAAACAAAGUGACACAUUAAAACAAGUAAUACAAGAUAUAAAACAGCAAAGAGACAAACUGGAAAUCACACAGUCAGAGCUACAAAAGAAGAAAGAACAUGCAGACAGUCAGUUUGAUGAGAUAAACCAAGAAAAAGAACAACUGUAUCAAAUGAGAACAACGAUUGAAACUGAGAGAGAGAUGUUCUUAAAUGAACUGAAGAGGAUGAAAGGAGAACAGUCUCAGCUGGAAAUAAGAGAGGACCGGCUCACCAGGUUAAUGUACUCCAUGGGAAGUCUGACAGCAAAACUCAAAAAACUGUGUCAAAGGACACAUGAAGACUUAACAAAAAAUAUGAACAGAUUAGGCCAGAAAUAUGAAGAUAUGCUCCAACAGAACUCAAUAUUGGAACAUCAGUGUGUUGAAUUUGUUCAACAGGAAAAUAAGAUGACUCGUUAUUGUGACCUGAUAAAAAAGGAGAAGAAACAUGUGGUGACAAUGACAUGUGACAAGGCAGAGCAAACUGAUAUUUUGAAAGAAUGGGUGGUUGUUCUUCAGUCAGAUGUCGCGAUCCAGACUGAAGAUCAGUGGAAGCCAGAGCGACAUGAACAGGAUCUUGAAAGAAAGGUUAAAUACUUGAAAAGUGAGAGGAAAGGUCUGCUGAUAGAAGCAGAAGAUGAAGAGCUGGAAAAUGAACAGAAACAGAGGCUUGAGUCAGCUUCAGAGCAAGAUGGUUUUACAGAUGAGAAAAUAUCAAAAAGAGAUUGUUUGCGAAAGCUGUGGAAGGACACUAAAACAGAACGGAAGGAGAUUGAUCGGAUGAGGCGCGCAAGCAAUGAGAUGAGAAACAACCUCGAGAAGAGACUCAAGGGGAUCAAACAGUUUGCUAAGAAAACAUGGUUACAGAAAGAAAAGGAACCGUUGGACAGGAAGCUGAAACAAGGACUCAGUAAGGACACAACAUCGCAAUGUGACUGCAAGAGAGAUCAUACAACCCUUGAUGAAAAAUACACAGAGCUCCAACAAAUUAAGUUUCAGAUGCUCAGUGAGAUUGAGAAACUCAGUGUUAAGGAAAAAGUGUCUCGGACAGUGACAACUAGCAACAAAGCUAAUCAAACAUCCCAGGUCGAUAUAACCACAGGGGAUGCAACAGUGCAGGUAACAGAACAAGCCUCUGCCAAAACGAGUCAAGAACAGAUGUGGGUUGAAGAAACAGAAGCAGAUACAGACUUAUCCAGUGGACUCCUCUGUCAGCUACAGCAUUACUGCUAUCGAUGCUGCUGCCAUUGUGAUGCCUGCUGUAAGCAAGUCUGUGAAGGGGACAAAUGAGAGACACAUCUGGGUCACUGUUAUCAUCAAUCUAAAUGUUUCUGGCAUACAGUUGAAAUACAAAACAAGUGUUCGACUGAACCAUUUGUAAUACAAAGAUAAUACCUGAACAUUUUUGUUAUAUUUUUAGUCCAGCAAGUAUGCAUCACAUUGCUGGCAAACGCUUGCUUUGGCAGUCCAGAUAACUGACAUUUUUAAAAUUAUCAGCCUAAAAUUAGGUUUCCUAAUGGAUAAGAAUUGCUGGAGUGGAAUCAAACUAAUAUCUUGACACUUUUUUAAACCAUCUUAACAAAAAGUAAUAGGAUAACUAAAUAUGUCAAGGUAUUUGGCAGAUCAGAGUUCAAAAUCUGUGAUGCUUGUGUGUCUUGAAUAAUUCUUUACUGGCUAUUGCACCAUAUUUGUUUGCAUAAUAAUAUAAGAUUUAAUAGUGCACUUGAGCCAUUUUAAGAAUGAAUGCUUCAUUUUUUUUAGUUUUGCAGCAGAACCACCAUUCUUCAUAUUGCAUUUUUAAAUAUAAUGCAUUAAACUUAAGAAUCAAUUUUCACUUAUUUACAGAAAAUCAUACAAAUUUAAGAACCCAUGUUCCCAUGUUGUGUUACAAUUAUUUUAAGAUAUUCAGGCAGAGAGCUCCAAAGCCCUCACAGCAAAAGCCUGUUGACCUGGUAUUUUUGCGCUGUGACCUGCAGGAGAGAGGGUCUCAAAGUCCAGAUCAGCCCAGUUACUGUGCUGCUGUGAUGUUUUGGAAGUAUCUAAUGAUCCUGAGUAGAAAAUAUAUGAUGCCGUUAAGAGAUUUAUAAACCAUUUUUAAAUAUUGCAUGCAUUUCAAGGUAUAGAUUUUUGGAGAAAAUAUUGCAUAUAUUAUUUACACUAUUUGUAAAUGUAAAUAAAGCUUGUGUGAAGUGGAAAAA